Messenger RNA from Copidosoma floridanum, 897 nucleotides. It is a transcript of the gene Oli, whose product is annotated as basic helix-loop-helix family member olig. The record is from RefSeq and is a predicted model, not a curated record. Gene Ontology annotation, biological process: positive regulation of transcription by RNA polymerase II; sensory organ development; axon development. Gene Ontology annotation, cellular component: nucleus. NCBI's taxonomy places the organism in Eukaryota, Metazoa, Arthropoda, Insecta, Hymenoptera, Encyrtidae. Gene Ontology annotation, molecular function: E-box binding; DNA-binding transcription factor activity, RNA polymerase II-specific; protein dimerization activity.
AUGAGGUCCUACGAUGGUGAGAGCAGCUCCUGCGAGGAGGACGAGAGGAGAGAGGUGAUGCCCGAGGCCCACUUGCACCAGCAAGGCCCCUGGCAGCAGCAGCACCAGCGCUCGGCCUCACAUCCGACCUGGGCGUGGGAGCAACGUAGUACCCACGCGCUGGGAUCCCACUCCGGCAACCCCGGGCUGAAUCCGAUGGCUUACCACCAAGGACCAGGGAGCUCGGCCCACCAAAUGCUGGGAGCACCACCAGCCGUCUACUCGACCUCGGAAAAUCCACAGAGCGCCCCAGGUCGACGCACUCCCCUCGGGGCCGUCGGCCUCGGUGGCUUUUACUUUCAGCAGCAACAACCGCCGGCCCAGCCACAUGCCUCUUCGUCCAACACCCUCACCGACGAAAAUAGACCCGAUCACGAACGAUCCGGAGCCCAGCGCCUGAACUGUCCAUCGAAGUCGAAGACGACGAGACAGGGGAAGAGCGUCAGGCUGAACAUCAACGCCAGAGAGCGGCGACGGAUGCACGAUCUCAACGACGCCCUGGACGAGCUGCGUUCGGUCAUUCCUUACGCGCACAGCCCCUCCGUGCGGAAGCUUUCGAAAAUCGCCACGCUCCUGCUAGCCAAGAACUACAUUCUCAUGCAAGGAAACGCACUGGAGGAGCUGCGACGAGUCAUCGCGGUGUUGCAAUCGCCCCACGCCCACACGACCGCCCUACCACCGACCCCCGUCUCGUAUGAUCUGCUGCAAGGCUUUCCUGGCAAGCUAUUUCAAGGCGUCCAAGAGCUGCAAGGCCUACAACAACAGCUCGCGCCUAACGCUCCGGUUAAUCCGCAGCAGCAAUCGGUCAGCCCGGCCGGAGGUGAGGUAUCGGUCGCUGGUGCCGGGGACUCGGCAUGA